Messenger RNA from Emericellopsis cladophorae, 759 nucleotides. RefSeq lists its product as uncharacterized. Bases 1 to 759 code for a protein of 252 amino acids. The transcript has 3 exons. The record is from RefSeq and is a predicted model, not a curated record. Lineage: Eukaryota; Fungi; Ascomycota; Sordariomycetes; Hypocreales; Bionectriaceae.
AUGCGCUUCACAACUCUUGUUGCGGCGCUGCCCGCUCUGGCUUCUGCUCAGCAGGACGCCUUUGGCCAGUACCAGGCUCAGUUCCAGAACUUCCUCGGCAACUUUGGGUCGUACAUCCCCAACACUGGGCGCCAUGACCCCGUCGCCGCGGCUGAGGCCAAGGCUGGCGCGAUGAAGCUCAGCAUCCUCACCCUGGACAACUGGAAGCAGACUCUCUACGAGCCUGUCAAGGAGGGCCAGACGGAGCCUGAGGAGUGGUGGAUCCUGACCACUGGUGGUAACAAGACUUGUUUCGGCCACUGCGACCGCGUCGAGCAGGCCUUCAACGAGACGGCCGCCAAGUUCGCUCUCCAGACCGACGCGCCUCACAUGGGCAUGCUCAACUGCGACGACCAGCCCAUUCUCUGCAACGUCUGGUCUGCUGGCGUUGGCUGGCUCUGGGCCUUCCAGAUGCUCCCUGAGCCCGCACCCAUUGACAUCUACAAGAAGCGCCUUAACCUCACGACUGUCACCUCUGACGACCUCGUCGCCCUCCAGGGCAAGCACAAGACCGAGUUCAAGCUCGAGGAGUCGUUCUGGCACCCCUUCAAUGGCAAGGCGGCUGAGCAUGGCCUUUCUGUCCCCUUUGCCUACCUCCUCUGGGGCUUCAACCUGCUCCCCAGCUGGGCCUUUAUGCUCAUCAUCUCCUUCUUCAGCCGUUCUAUGAUGUCCCGCCGCAUGGAGGGCCACGGUCAGCAGCAGCAGCCUGCUGGCAGGUAA